This is a messenger RNA of Closterium sp. NIES-65, 2550 nucleotides long. NCBI's taxonomy places the organism in Eukaryota, Viridiplantae, Streptophyta, Zygnematophyceae, Desmidiales, Closteriaceae. The record is from the annotation of a GenBank genome assembly.
AUGGCGUCAUCACCCCACCUCCUCUCCUCUAGCCGCAGUUCUCUCUUUCUCCAUCCCCACGCUCCCUCACUCCCCCGACCUCUCCCCGCUACCUCCCCCUCUCCGGGCCUCCGCUUUCCCGCGCUUCCCGCUCGUCCCUGCGCUGCCGUGACGUCACGCCCUCCGCAAACCACCACAGGGGGAGGGGGAAGCUCGUCCCCGCGUCCUGCCGGUUCCCGGGAAAACGGAUUGGAGGAGAGUGGGGAGAGGGAGGAGCAGGUGGAGAAGGAGCAGAGGGAAGUAGGGGAGGAGAGCGAGGAGAGCGAGGAGAACGAGGCGAAGAACGAGAGGGAGAUAUGUGUGCGAGCGCGCGCCUUCAGUUCCCCCUCAGCCUUCCUGGGCAUUCUGCUGCGAGGCACGGAGAUCGUGUGGGAGCUCACCAUGUUCUUCCUCUCGCUCUCCUACGACAAGCUCGUCGGCCUCGACGAGCGCAACGUGCCGACGCGCGCCGCCCAGCUGCGCCGCCUGCUGUGCCGCCUGGGCCCAUCGUUCAUCAAGUCGGGGCAGGUGCUGGCGAACCGGCCGGAUAUCAUCCGGGAAGACUACAUGAACGAGCUCUGCAUCCUUCAAGACGACGUCCCUGCCUUCCCCUCUCAGGAAGCGUUUGCCAUCAUCGAGGCCAACAUGGGGAUGCCUCUGGAAGAGACCUUCAGCGCCAUCUCUCCCGAGCCUGUUGCCGCGGCUAGCCUCGGGCAGGUCUACCGAGCCAGGCUGAGAGCCUCGGGAGCCGAGGUGGCAGUCAAGGUGCUGCGGCCGGGGAUCGAACCAGUGAUCUACCGCGAUCUAUUCCUCUUCCGUACGCUGGCGUCCUUCCUGAACGGCAUCUCCAUUCAGAAGCUCGGGUGCAAUGCCGAGCUCAUCGUCGACGAGUUCGGGGAGAAGCUGCUGGAGGAGCUCGACUACCGCCAGGAGGCCCGCAACAUCCAGAGCUUCUAUGAGAACUUCCUGGGCGAUCCGACGGUCAAGAUUCCCCUGUGCUACGCGGAGAUGAGUGGGGAGAGAGUGCUGGUGAUGGAGUGGAUCGACGGCAUUCGCUGCACCGACCCCCAGGCCAUCCGAGCAGCGGGCAUAGACACAGAGGUGUUCCUCACGGUGGGAGUCAGCGCUGCCCUCCGCCAGCUGCUCGAGUUCGGCCUCUUCCACGGCGACCCGCACCCAGGCAACAUAUUCGCGAUGAGGGACGGGCGCAUAGCCUAUGUGGAUUUCGGCAACGUGGCGGAGCUGAGCCAGUACAACAAGGAGAUCCUCAUCGACGCCAUCGUGCAUGCCGUCAACGAGGAUUAUGUUGAGAUGGCCGGGGAUUUCACCCGCCUGGGGUUCCUGGCGCCCGGCACGGAUGUGACUCCCAUCGUGCCGGCAUUAGAGGCCAUCUGGCAGAACAGCACGGGGCAGAGCCUCGCGGAUUUCAACUUCAGAACUGUCACACGCAAGUUCAACCAGCUGGUGUACAACUUCCCCAUCCGCAUUCCCGAGCGCUUCUCCCUCGUGAUCCGCUCGCUGCUCACCCAGGAGGGCAUCUGCCUCUCGCUCGAACCCAACUUCAAGUUCCUAGAGGUCGCCUACCCCUACGUGGCCAAGCGUCUGCUGACUGAUCCCGACCCGGCACUGCGCUCUCGACUAAUCCAGGUGCUAUUCAAGGACGGUGUGUUCCAGUGGAAGCGUUUGGAGAAUCUGAUCACUCUGGCCAAGGAGCAAGUGGCGCUAGCAAACAGAGCACGCCACCCAGACGGCACUGUCACAGCGAUAGCAGCGGCAGCAACACCGGCACCGGCGGCUGUUGUUCCAAACUCACGCUUCUUCCCGCUUGACCCCGCUUCCUUCGGGAGCCUCAGCCAGCUCGCCCUGCCGAUUCCGGCCCCAGCCUUCCUUACAGGCUUCUCCGCUACAGGCCCAGCCAGAGCCGCCACGUCAGCAGCAUCGGCGGUGGUGGACGGCGGUCUGGACCUGAGGGAGACGAUUCGGGACGGGGCGCGCGUGCUGCUCAUGGACCCGGGACUGAGGAGGCAGCUGCUGCUGGCGUUCACCCAGGACUCCAGGCUGCAUGUGAAGGAGGUGAUGGAUUUAUACCGGCUUGUGGCUGAUGACCUGCCGACCGAUGACCUUGUGGGAGAUAUUGUUGAAGGUAAGACAAUUCUCUCUCGACCCCGCUUGCACGCCGUGGAUUGGGCUAUCGAGAAUCAUUUGCGACCGUCCGAUCUGGUCACGAUGCUGCAUGUGCAAUCGCCAACCGAGGCCCUCACUGCUCCCGGAAUCUACGCAGCUCUGGGCGACACGACGAUGAGUGAGGCGGCCAUGGAUCAGCUCCUUGCGCGCACGGAGGAGCGGCAGAGCGCUGUCAACACGGAGCUCAGGAGACUGCUGCUGCAGCGCUGCUCCAACGCGGAGCUGCAGUGCGAGGUGAGGGUUGUGCGCGAUGCAGACCCGCGGGAGCGGAUCGUGUCUGAGGUGGCGGAUACAGAUGCUGACGUGUUGAUCCUGGGCAGCCGGGGAAUGGGGCCGGUGAAGAGGUGA